Protopterus annectens (West African lungfish) is the source of this 7663-nucleotide messenger RNA. It is a transcript of the gene DIP2C, whose product is annotated as disco interacting protein 2 homolog C. The transcript is spliced from 41 exons. The coding region runs from base 114 to 5018 and encodes 1634 amino acids. Lineage: Eukaryota; Metazoa; Chordata; Ceratodontiformes; Protopteridae. The record is from RefSeq and is a predicted model, not a curated record.
CUUGUUACUUCUUCACGGUUAACACUCGAAAGGAUUGGUCAACAAACUGAAAAACAAAGCGACUACGAGAGUGUGGGGAAGAUAAGGAAGGAGGGAGAAAUAAAAGUAAAGGAAUGGCGGACCGGAGUCUUGAUACCAUGUCCAUUCCACUGGAGGUGCGAGCCAGGCUGGCGGAACUGGAGCUGGAACUCUCUGAAGGUGACAUCACACAGAAGGGCUAUGAAAAGAAAAGAUCAAAGUUACUUGGGGCCUACCUGCCGCAGCCUCCAGAGAGAUCCAGGCUGAGCCAUCACCCAAGAACCCACAAAAACUGCAGGCCUGGUAAAAUGAAUGGAGUGGAGCAGUCUUUGUCCCAAGAACGUCGAACACCUGUUACCCCUUCUUCCUCUGCCAGAUACCAUCGUAGGAGAUCAUCGGGUUCACGAGAUGAACGCUAUAGAUCAGAUGUUCAUACAGAAGCAGUUCAAGCUGCUUUGGCCAAGCAUAAAGAAAGGAAAAUGGCAGUGCCUAUGCCUUCAAAACGACGCUCACUGGUGGUACAGACCUCAAUGGAUGCCUAUACACCUCCAGACACUUCAUCUGGUUCAGAAGAUGAAGGUUCGGUGCAAGGGGACUCGCAGGGCACUCCCACUUCAAGUCAGGGUAGCAUAAACAUGGAACACUGGAUUAGCCGUGCAAUCCAUGGCUCUACGACGUCGUCCACCACUUCCUCUUCAUCGGCACAUAGCGGUGGGAGCAGUGCUGCCAACAGGCUAGCUGAUGUUAUGGCACAAACUCAUAUUGAUACUGUACCUCAGCUGGAAUGUGAGAGCAGAGGGAUGGAACUCGGAGGUGGCCUUUUUAUAGUAAGAGAACGUAUACCUGAAGAAAACCAUUCGGCCCCUCCAGAUGUUACCACAUAUACUUCAGAACACACUAUGCAGGUGGAACGACAGCAGGGUUCUACACCAAGGGCGGCACCAAAGUAUGGCAAUGCUGAACUUAUGGAAACUGGGGAUGGAGUGCCAGUGAGUAGCAGAGUAUCAGCAAAAAUUCAGCAACUUGUUAACACCUUAAAGAGGCCCAAACGUCCGCCAUUAAGAGAAUUUUUUGUUGAUGAUUUUGAAGAACUUCUUGAAGUGCAACAGCCGGAUCCGAACCAACCCAAGCCAGAGGGGGCGCAGAUGCUACCUAUGAGGGGAGAGCAACUAGGUGUAGUAACCAACUGGCCACCUUCCCUUGAAGCUGCAUUGCAGAGAUGGGGGACCAUUUCUCCCAAAGCUCCAUGUCUGACCACUAUGGAUACAAAUGGGAAACCACUAUACAUUCUCACUUAUGGGAAACUGUGGACCAGAAGUAUGAAAGUAGCUUACAAUAUACUUCAUAAAUUAGGCACAAAACAAGAACCUAUGGUCAGACCUGGAGACAGGGUUGCACUUGUUUUUCCUAAUAAUGACCCUGCUGCAUUUAUGGUUGCUUUUUAUGGCUGCUUACUUGCGGAGGUUGUACCUGUGCCCAUUGAAGUGCCACUAACGAGAAAGGAUGCAGGAAGCCAGCAGAUUGGAUUUCUUUUGGGGAGCUGUGGUGUGACUGUAGCUUUGACAAGUGAUGCUUGUCAUAAAGGACUACCCAAGAGUCCAACAGGGGAAAUACCACAGUUUAAAGGUUGGCCAAAACUACUUUGGUUUGUUACUGAAUCCAAGCACUUAUCAAAGCCUCCACGUGACUGGUUCCCACACAUUAAAGAUGCAAAUAAUGACACAGCUUACAUUGAAUACAAAACAUGCAAAGAUGGUAGUGUGCUGGGAGUGACUGUAACGAGAAUUGCACUGCUAACACACUGUCAGGCUCUCACCCAGGCUUGUGGAUACACUGAAGCUGAAACCAUUGUGAAUGUAUUAGAUUUCAAGAAGGAUGUUGGCCUGUGGCAUGGUAUUCUGACGAGUGUCAUGAACAUGAUGCAUGUCAUCAGCAUACCUUAUUCCUUAAUGAAGGUCAACCCUAUUUCGUGGAUACAGAAGGUGUGUCAGUAUAAAGCAAAAGUUGCAUGUGUAAAAUCGAGGGAUAUGCACUGGGCUCUUGUAGCACAUCGAGACCAGAGAGACAUCAAUCUGUCCUCCUUGCGUAUGUUAAUAGUGGCUGAUGGCGCAAACCCUUGGUCUAUUUCUUCCUGUGAUGCAUUCCUCAAUGUCUUCCAGAGCAAAGGUCUGCGGCAGGAGGUCAUUUGUCCAUGUGCUAGUUCACCUGAAGCCUUAACUGUGGCUAUAAGAAGGCCAACAGAUGACAGCAAUCAACCGCCUGGCAGGGGAGUUCUUUCCAUGCAUGGUCUCACUUACGGGGUAAUCAGAGUGGACUCGGAAGAAAAGCUGUCUGUUCUGACAGUACAAGAUGUUGGCUUGGUGAUGCCAGGAGCUAUAAUUUGUUCUGUGAAACCGGAUGGAGUUCCUCAGCUGUGUAGAACAGAUGAGAUUGGAGAAAUCUGUGUGUGCUCCAUUGCCACGGGUACAUCCUAUUAUGGCCUCUCGGGCAUGACCAAGAACACAUUUGAAGUUUUUCCAAUGACCUGCUCGGGUGCUCCUAUAAGUGAGUACCCAUUCGUCAGGACUGGACUUUUAGGGUUUGUUGGUCCAGGAGGACUUGUCUUUGUUGUGGGAAAAAUGGAUGGACUGAUGGUAGUCAGUGGGCGAAGACACAAUGCUGAUGAUAUUGUAGCAACAGCACUAGCUGUGGAACCAAUGAAGUUUGUAUACAGAGGAAGAAUAGCUGUGUUUUCCGUAAAUGUCCUUCAUGAUGAAAGGAUAGUUAUCAUUGCAGAGCAAAGGCCUGAUUCAACGGAGGAGGACAGCUUUCAGUGGAUGAGCAGAGUUCUUCAGGCCAUUGACAGCAUUCAUCAAGUCGGAGUUUACUGUUUGGCACUCGUACCAGCAAACACCCUCCCCAAAACUCCACUUGGUGGAAUUCAUCUGUCAGAAACCAAACAGCUUUUCCUGGAAGGCUCACUUCACCCCUGUAAUGUGUUAAUGUGUCCGCACACCUGUGUAGUUAAUUUGCCGAAGCCAAGGCAAAAGCAGCCAGAAAUUGGCCCUGCCUCUGUGAUGGUGGGGAACCUCGUGUCCGGGAAGAGAAUUGCCCAAGCAAGUGGGCGAGAUCUUGGACAGAUAGAGGACAAUGAUCAGGCCAGAAAGAGAUUGGUGUCAAGCAGCACCACCACCAUUGCAUCCCCUUCAUCUGCCUGCUUGAUGUUUUUGUUCCUGUCAGAAGUUCUACAGUGGAGAGCACAGACUACUCCUGACCAUGUUCUGUUCACAUUGCUUAAUUCCAGGGGGACAAUAGCCAACUCCUUAACCUGUGUUCAGCUACAUAAACGAGCAGAAAAAAUUGCUGUGAUGUUGAUGGAGAGAGGGCAUCUACAAGAUGGGGACCAUGUUGCACUUGUCUACCCACCAGGAAUAGACUUGAUUGCAGCAUUUUAUGGGUGCCUUUAUGCAGGCUGUGUGCCAAUAACAGUCCGACCUCCACAUCCGCAGAAUAUCGCAACAACUUUGCCAACAGUGAAGAUGAUUGUAGAGGUUAGUCGAUCAGCGUGUAUAAUGACAACACAGCUAAUAUGUAAGCUACUUCGAUCGAGGGAGGCGGCAGCAGCAGUGGAUAUCAGGACGUGGCCUACAGUGUUAGAUACAGAUGAUUUGCCAAAGAAAAGACCAUCUCUAAUUUAUAAACCUUCAAAUCCUGACACAUUGGCAUAUCUAGAUUUCAGUGUGUCCACAACAGGAAUGCUAGCAGGGGUAAAGAUGUCUCAUGCAGCCACUAGUGCCUUUUGUCGAUCCAUUAAGCUGCAGUGUGAGCUUUACCCUUCUCGAGAAGUUGCAAUCUGCUUGGAUCCUUACUGUGGGCUUGGAUUUGUUCUUUGGUGCCUCUGCAGUGUAUAUUCAGGGCAUCAGUCGAUAUUGAUCCCUCCUGCAGAGUUGGAGACAAGUCCAGCCUUGUGGCUUCUUGCUGUCAGUCAGUACAAAGUUCGUGACACCUUCUGUUCUUAUUCAGUCAUGGAAUUGUGCACCAAGGGGCUGGGAUCACAAACAGAAUCUCUCAAGGGAAGGGGACUUGACCUAUCUCGUGUACGAACAUGUGUAGUAGUGGCAGAAGAACGACCUCGGAUAGCACUAACCCAAUCUUUUUCUAAAUUAUUUAAGGACCUGGGUCUGCAUCCGCGUGCUGUUAGUACCUCAUUUGGUUGUAGAGUUAAUUUAGCUAUUUGUCUACAGCCUCACAGGCUGGGGAAGCUGGCCGAGCAGGGAACAUCAGGACCAGAUCCCACUACUGUGUACGUGGAUAUGAGAGCAUUAAGACAUGACAGGGUGCGUUUAGUAGAAAGGGGAUCACCUCACAGUUUACCACUUAUGGAAUCAGGAAAAAUCCUUCCUGGUGUUCGCAUCAUCAUUGCGAAUCCUGAAACCAAAGGACCUCUAGGAGAUUCACAUCUUGGGGAGAUUUGGGUUCACAGUGCUCAUAAUGCCAGUGGAUACUUCACCAUCUAUGGAGACGAAUCUUUGCAGUCUGACCACUUUAACUCACGGCUCAGUUUUGGUGAUACUCAAACCAUUUGGGCACGAACGGGUUAUCUCGGGUUCCUGAGGAGAACAGAGCUGACAGAUGCUAGUGGAGAACGACAUGAUGCCCUGUAUGUUGUGGGUGCCUUGGAUGAAGCGAUGGAGUUGCGUGGAAUGCGAUACCAUCCUAUUGACAUCGAAACAUCUGUAAUACGCUCUCACAAGAGUAUAACUGAAUGUGCGGUGUUUACAUGGACGAACUUGCUUGUGGUUGUAGUGGAACUUGAUGGAUCAGAACAAGAGGCCUUGGACCUGGUUCCUUUGGUCACCAAUGUGGUGCUGGAGGAACAUUACCUUAUUGUAGGAGUAGUUGUGGUUGUGGACAUUGGUGUAAUUCCUAUAAACUCCCGUGGAGAGAAACAGCGUAUGCACCUACGAGAUGGGUUUUUGGCGGAUCAGUUAGAUCCUAUUUACGUGGCCUACAAUAUGUAGCCUCACAUCUUUAAGGCUUCCAUGGACUGCACUGUAGAUGUAAAUAAUUUUUUUUUUUUUUGUGUCCACUACAUUUGUGCAGAUAAGAGGGCAACACUUAUAAACAUGGACCUCUCAGCUGUUAUGAACUUAAAGAAGCACUCAUGAUUGGCAAAAACUCAAAAUGUGAAAUUUGUACUUUUACCACUAAAUUUCAUCACAGAAGAGCAACGGGAAUAAUCUUCAAAUAUGGAAAAGCCCAUUUUAGAACUUUCCUUGCUUAAUAGAUACUGCUUUGAGUAAGUGUGGCUUUGUAUUUUGUUAUGUUAGCUAAAGUUGCUCUUUUUUUUAAUCUGCCCUCCAAGGGGGUUCUUUUUAAUAUUUUACAUACUGUGGCAAAGAGAUGUUUUAAGUUGUUUGUUUACUGUUUUUUAACUUGUUCUAAAAUGUUGCAAACAUGACUCUGUUAAUCUGUUACUGAUGUAAAGCAUUUUGGCAUCCCAUCCUUUUCAGGAAAAAAUAAUGGUACGAGGUAAGGUAAUUGGUCCAAUUUGCAAUUUGCACCUUGACCUUUAAAUCAGUGGUGCAUGUUUUGAUUUUAUUUUAUUUUAUUUUAUUUUAUUUUAUCUUUCAGAAGGAGUUGCAGUCAAAAGAAAAAAAAUGUCUCCUAUUGUUGUAGACUAAAGACAAAUGAUAGAGUAUAUUUCGGCUUUUUUAUUGUGUUCAGUAUCACUGUACUAAAACACUAAGUUAAAACUUCAUAUCAUGUAAUUAUGUACAAAAUGUUUAAUUUAUUUUGAUCUGUUUAGAAAUAUAAAAUAAGACAUUUCAAGAAUGUUUAACUCUUGUAAUGUUUGCUAAUAUAAAACAAAGUGUUGUAUUAUCUUGAAUGGAUAGUAUCACAUCAGAUUAUAUAUAUAUAAAAUAUAUGAAUUCACCACUUCAGAAAAAAUUUAAAUGCAGUACUUGUCACUUGCACAGUGUCUCCCACAAUAGGUAAAAAGAGAAGUGUUAAAAUUCACAGAGUUAAUUUUAAAUAUGCAAUGUUAGAUUGCUGAGGGAUUCCCUAUUUACAAAUCCAGAAAUUGUUAAACAGAUUCCUGCAAGUACAAUUUGCUGUUUGCAGGUCAGGUAGAUACUGAAGGGUUAACGUGAAAUACACUGUAGGUGAUGCAGCUCUUCCUGUUGUCUUAUGACAAUGAGAUCUUUGCUGGCAUGUGCAGUCAGUUGUCGGAUUUAAGAAAAGACAGGUUGAAGAAGAAUGGUAUCUUUCAUACCAGUGAAACAACAUAUUCAUUUCAGUUUGUGGUGCCAAAAGGCCUAACAAUGUUGGUUUUCACUUUGGUCACUACAGUCACUUAAACCCGAAGAGUGUUAUAACUGCAUCAAGUUGUAUAGGAAUGUGGAAUGCUUAAUACAAGCAUGCUGUGUGACCUCAUCACAGCUGGCUGGCCGAAAAGGGAUUAAACAGGGUCAGUGUAACUUGCUGCUGUGGAUACCAUCUGUGUUUGCACUGUUGCAGCAGCGUCUAGCUAAUGUUAAGAUAUAAAAUGUUUUGGCACAUUUUAGGGCCACUCUUCUAUUUAAUGUACUAUGCUGAAUCCAUUCAGCAGCUAGACAGGCACUUUAUUAAGAAAAAAAAUAAAAUGUUGUGUAAUCAGCAAGUCACACUUCCUCAGUCAGUUGGGCACCAAGUCCACAUAAAAAUGUUACUACAAAUAUAAGGGGUUUGAGGUACCUGGACUUGUAUUGGUAAAGUGUGUUCAGAAACAAGAAAAAAAUCCAGUGGCUUGCAUGUGGUAUGUUUCUGGGCCCUAAACAUUCUGUUUUGGUUGCUAAGUAUGUUAAAGCAUGUAGAUGGGAUACUGCAAUGAUUCCAAUUCCAGUCACAGUAAUAAUGGUUCCUGUUAGGUUUAGCUUUGAAGACAUUUUUUGUUGCCAUUUCAGCCUAGCAGUUUUUCCUGUCGAUCAAGUUUUCAAACACCAUAGUGGUUUGGUGCAGUUGUAAUUGAAACCGUUGUUAAGCAACCUCAUCCGCAUCUUAUUGUCUGUGGUGGUAGACCUUAAACACAUUUUUUUUAACUAAAUUAAGUUUGUUUUGUUAUCACCCUAGAAGAAGAAGAUGUAGACCACCACUAGAUUCCAGCAAUAAUGAAGGAUUGUUCUGUAUAAGUUUGUACUGUAGGCAAAACCAUUCAUCAGAAUGUAUACAGGUGUUUGUCUUUGUGACUUUGUGUUUUUUGAAUUCUGAAAGAAACCAUAUUACUAAUUUGAUGCACAUGCACAAAACGGAGGGGUACACAAUGGACGUGUGAACACAAAUUUAAUCAAAACAGGAACAGAUUCCUCAUGGUGCUUGUUUAUGAUAUAUAUAAAUAUAUAUAUAUAUAUAUUUAAUCCUGCUUGACACUUUACCCAAGGGAAGACUGUCCCUUUUAUCAGUUGAAUGUUGGCAGCGUUAUUUCAUAGAGCGUGAUGACUGGUUAGAGAAACUAAUAUUCUUGACCAGUCACAAUUUAAAAAAAAAAAAUAGUAAAAAAUUUUUAUGUGCAACAGACAGCGACCUUUCUUGUAUGUUAAACCACCUGUACGCUUUGUACAUCUGUGAUAACGCCUGUUUUAUAUUCAAAUGAACAAAUAAAAGCUUUUAUUUUUGUUGCUCUGAA